AAUGACUUUGAACAGCAAACUCUGAGCCAAUGCGAGCAGCGCAUCUUCAGUCGCUCUCUGUGCGGAAGUGGGCCGCGGGGCAGGGCGCGCUGCGCCGCAUAUAAACUCACGCGGACUUCCUCAAACUCACUUUGCAUCGGAGCAGAGACGCACUCAGAUCUAAAGCAGCAGUCAUGAGCUGGGACAGCUACAUCACUAGCCUGACCAAGAGCGAGUGGGUGGAUGAUGCGGUCAUCCUCGGAUGCACACCGGGUCAGGAGUCCGUUUGGGCGGCAGCACCGGGCGGCUGGCUGAGCCAAGUCUCGGCGUCUGAGGUCAAGGCUAUCAUCGCCAGUGACCGCAGUACUCUGUUCGCCAAUGGAGUGACUCUGGCCGGCAGGAAGUGCACGGUGCUGAGAGACGCUCUGAACGUGGACGGCCAGAACACCAUGGACAUCAAGAUGAAGACCUCAGAGAAAGAGCCCGACCCCUUCUCCUUCACCAUCGGCAGAGCUCACAAAGCGAUAAUCAUUGCUAAAGGUGUAAAAGAUGCUCACGGAGGCAAAGUCAAUCCACCUGUCUUUGACAUGACCACAUACCUCAGGAAGAUGAACAUGUGAACAAGCCCCGCCCCCUGCUCUACUGACUCCGCCCACUUCACCACGCUCUGCCACUUCACCUGUCGGCCGUCUGCAGGAUCUGACCUGAUCUCCAUUCAUAAAGCCAGAAGAACUGCUCCAAGAUCAACCAAACGUGUGCUUGAGAAGAUCAUCUCGGUUUAAACAUUCCAGGAGUUUGAGAUCUUGGUUUCUUCUCCAGUCAGGCAGUGGAACGCAAACUCUAGUUAAUAUCAAACUCAUUUAUUGGUUUUAUCAUAAAUUAAUUGAUUGAUUUACGGUUCUAUAGUAUUUUCUGUGUUUUGGACGGGCGGAGUGUCCAGUCAAAUGGUUUUAGCAUUUGUUUGUAUGAUUGUUUGUGUGAAAUCCUGCUGAACAAAACCGAGAUAUCUAUUAGAUGCCAAAUAAAGAGAGAAUGAGUUUGUAUGGA
Molecule: messenger RNA, 1026 nt
Organism: Cyprinus carpio (common carp)
Lineage: Eukaryota; Metazoa; Chordata; Actinopteri; Cypriniformes; Cyprinidae
Product: profilin-1
Biological process (GO): actin cytoskeleton organization; regulation of actin filament polymerization; positive regulation of actin filament bundle assembly
Cellular component (GO): cytoplasm
Molecular function (GO): actin binding
Source: RefSeq, a predicted model, not a curated record